AUGGCGAUUUCAGACAAAGUAACAGGAAAUUUAACAACGUUGUACCUAGCAAUGAUAGGUGCAGUGAAGGCCUACGGAUUAAUGACUGGUAGAAACUUCAGUGGUUGUUUCGUGCUGUUUUUUUCGACAGCUGCAGUUGUUGUGGUCUUGAUUGCAAGUUUAACGUGGGAUAUAUCUCUCAAGGCAAGAAAUGCUAUGACUCGUGAUGAUCAUCCUCAGGUUUAUCAACAUGGUCAUGAAUUUUGUCGUGGUGGCAUCUGCUGGCACGGCGUCGCCGUCAGUUCCCCGGCGUCUCAAGUCCGUUUCCAGCUUCCUCAGAACCGUAUCUAA
Nicotiana attenuata is the source of this 330-nucleotide messenger RNA. RefSeq lists its product as uncharacterized. The transcript has a single exon. Bases 1 to 330 code for a protein of 109 amino acids. The record is from RefSeq and is a predicted model, not a curated record. NCBI's taxonomy places the organism in Eukaryota, Viridiplantae, Streptophyta, Magnoliopsida, Solanales, Solanaceae.